Molecule: messenger RNA, 2928 nt
Organism: Angiostrongylus costaricensis
Lineage: Eukaryota; Metazoa; Nematoda; Chromadorea; Rhabditida; Metastrongylidae
Source: the annotation of a GenBank genome assembly
AUGACGCAGAAUGAUGGAAACGCACUUGUAACUCCAAUGAGAGCUGUAGCAAUGAAAAGCGAGAACACGGACAUUACUAUGUAUGGCAACAAAAAUCAUCUUUCUGACGACGAUGUUGGCUCCGGGAACCUCAGGAACGAAAAUCUUGCCAAAUCAGUGAAAUACGAGUCACCUCGGAAUCACCCAACGAUCUACAAAACUGCUAAUCAGUGCACGAAAGUGACACAUCCUCGCCGAGCAAGCCUGACACGGGGAUCGGGACCGGUUCGACUCCGGCUCGGUGAGGCGACGAUUUAUGAAGCCAUUUGCCUUUCUGGUAGAAUGUGCAUGACGGUAGAACUCUACCGAGUGGCGGAUAAUUCGAAUGAAUUCUACGAAUGUGCACCGCUGGCUCAGGAAGAGGCGACCGAAUAUAAUCUGACCGACAAGUACUUGGGUGUUUGGAAUUUACGGGGCUGCCCAGAAUCCUAUGAGUUUGACGUAGUACGUCAAAAAUGUCUGGAAACAAGAACGGUACGACGUCAACAAACCACUUGUGUUCAGAACCCCUCUACUGUUGAUUGUCAGGUACCUUGCAGUGGUGCAUUAUCGGAGCCAAUUAUUGGAUCACCGUGUGAUUGGAAAGAAGCUGCUUUAAAACUGGAUCCUACAAGUAAUGCCCACUUCAUACAGUGCUCUCCACAAUCGUCCAGUGCAGCAUGCGGGGAAUGGACACGUAUCCCAUGUGCCCCGAACACAAUAUUUUCUCCUUCUUCGUCUAUAUGCGUAUCGAUGGCAGUAGACAGGUCAGUAUGUGAACCACAACAAGAAGCAGUGUGCAGUUGUUCUCAGACAACGGGUGCAACUCAGUGUCCUGGAAUAAGUAGGUGUACAAAGAAUGUUUGCUGCCAGGAGAAAGAAGUCCUUGACAAUUUUAUUCAGCACCAAGCACCGCUGUGUCCAGGAGCCAACGUACCGCCACUAGCGUCUUGUAGCCAGCCUUGUCCACAAUAUUCUGCUUGCGCCUCAGGAAUCGGAUGCUGCCCCGUUCCCGUAAAUCAGCCGACUCAAACGAUUCAGAUUGCUUUGUGUCCGGAUUCCUUGUCAUCUCCAUUAGGCCCGUGCGGUUCAUGCCCAGUUGGAGCAUCAUGCAAUACAGCUAUAAAUGCCUGCUGUCCAGUUGUGACUCGACCUUCAAUUGAUUUUGUUUACAACGUUUUCCAGCUAUGUCCGAACGGUGCGCCGGCUCAGCAACCGUGUUCCGCAGGAUGUCCACCAAAUAAUGGAUGCUAUCAAGGAGCCUGCUGUCCUAUGAUCUGUCCUGUUGGCCAGAUUGCACUCGGUUUCUGCACAACUGGUGGUUGUGCAAGUGGGUCAUGUUACCUGCCAGGUGGUUGUUGUUGUCAAGAAGUAGUUAAACUCCCAGUUUGUGCUAAUGGUCAGCAAUCACAACGCAGAUGUUUGGUAGAUCUGGAAUGUGGUCCGCGAAUGGAAUGUUCGAACGGAGGAUGUUGCCCAAUGCCUUUUUGUCCCACAGGAAUACAGGCACAGAUGCGUUGUGCACUUCAUAAUAUGGUGUGUCCCACAGGAUAUGUUUGCCUGGAAGGACUCUGCUGUCCUCUGCCCCGAUGUCCAAACGGAAUUAUCUCACUAGGUGUUUGUACUAUAUCAUUGGAUUGUGGCAGAAUGGGCGUGGAAUGCGCAAAUGGAGCUUGCUGCCCUCUACCUACGUGUUCUAAUAAUAUUGUCUCAAUCCAAAGAUGCGCUCUCGGUUGUGCAAACUGUUGCCCGAUUGGUCACUCAUGUAUGAAUGGCGGUUGCUGUCCGUUACCACUAUGCCCCGCAGGAGGUCUCGCUCUUUCCCUUUGUGGUGGUGCUCGUUCCUGUCCCAUCGGCAUGGAAUGUGUCGGCGGCGGUUGUUGUCUGCUUCCUCGUUGUCCUUCUGGACUUCAGCCAACACAGCGUUGCCAAAUGGGCAUCGGAUGCGCCCGUGGACAUCAAUGCGAAAACGGAGUUUGUUGUGCAAUGCCAGUAUGCUCGACGGGGUUGAUUGCAGCUUCAGUGUGUGGUAUAGGUAACAGCUGUCAAAUAGGAUUCGUUUGUGAAGGGCGAGGUUGUUGUCAAGAACCACCACCUCCUUGUCCUAACGGUGGUCGUGCAGUUCAGAGAUGUAACCGCGGUGCAGACUGUCCACCAGGGUUUGGGUGUACACAGCUAGGAGGGUGUUGCUUGCUUUCUAUGGAACCGGUGUGCCCAACACAGUCGAAUGCCAUAUGUCAGUGUUCACCAAACAGUGCCUGUCCGACGGCUCUGGCACUCUAUAGUCAAAUUCCUGGCUCUAAAUGUCAAGCUUCGACGCAAUGCAACGGAUAUUCAACAUCAUGUUCGCAAUGUACCCAAGGCAUAUGUGCGUGUGUUAACGGAGCAGCAUCGAAUGGUGCCAGCUGCAUUCAAAUGUCUCCACAGAUUCUGACAUUGGCAAGAAAUGGAUGCGAUCAGUAUGGAUCCCCAUGCACCGUGCUUUUAUCGACAGCCCGUCGACGGCCUAUAGUAGCUCCAGUUGGAAAUAACACUGAGAAACCGCUCUUCUUCAAUGUUGCAACCGAGCGCAGAUGUGUGGCAAAUAGAACGAAUUUGGACUUUGAUCCAGACAACACUUGCUUGCCAAAUGAGAAAUGUAUUAACGGAGAGUGUAAAACGAAACUAUGGCCUGGUGAGUAUGGUUGCAAUACUGACGAAGAGUGUACGUCUCGUUGUGAAAACACAUAUUGUGAAAAAAUGAAGAGCGACAAAAAUGUGGCACAGUGUCAGUGUCGCAACGUUUCACAAUGUCCACACGGCUUCCAUGAAUCAGGAGCCUAUUGUGUGCAUGACGAUGAGGAUAUGUUUUGGACUGAUGGCGAUGCUCAGGAUAGAUUGAAAGCCUUACUCAAUGCAGGGGAUUGUUGA